GCAGAAGGAUUGACGAAAUGAGUUAAACCGAAAAAACAUAUCAUUCUCAAUAUAAGUGAAAUCCACGAAAAGACAGGACGUGGCGCAUCUGGAGCCAGAAGUUUAACGAUUUGCCUUCCUGAAGCUUCAACAACUUUUUCUUUCCGACGAUGAACAUACUCGCAUUGUCUUUGCAAUGCGAGUAUGAGUACGAUCGUCAACAGGAGGAACAGAAGGUGGUUGUCACCAAGGAUUAUUAGUCUGUCCAACAAUCAUGGCUGUGAUUUACGGCUCCUGCAAAACAGCAGUUUUGCCGAGCUUUUUCUACCAAGCCUUGGACUCUCCUCCCCCUCAACGUCGCAAUUCGACUCCCUUUGCUCAUUCACCUAAAUUCGCUCGACGGGCUUUCAUGUCUCUUGGUUUAAGCUUGUUCAUGUCUGGGCAAUCUUGGGAGGCUCAAGCGAUCGAAGAUGUUGGGUUGAAGAACGGGCAGCUGCGUAGCUGUGACGGGGCCACUCCCUGUGUAUCAACCUCUGCCUUCCGAAGUCCCAGUCGCUUCAUGCCGCCUUGGUCUUACUUGAAUUCCAAGGACAAAGCAUAUGACGAACUCUUGAAGGCUUUGCAGAGAAUGGGAGCACAAAUCGUAGUAAAGGACGACGACACGUACAUCUAUGCGACAAUAGCUCAGCCGAAUGACGUCGACGAUGUCGACGAUCUCGAAUUUCUGUUCGUCGGCAAACAAGUUUGUUACAGGAGUCGCUCGAGAAAGAAUGCUCCAGAUCCGCCAUUCUGCUGGUGGCCGGGCUGCAUAAACGGCCCGAAGAACAGAGGGCGCAUGGAAAGGCUGCGCGACGAGCUGGGCUGGAUUCCCAUGGAGACCGACGAGGAGAAGGUUUGGGUCCCGCUGCUCUUGCACUGACCACGUCGUCCUCCUCCGCCUCGGGCGACGAAGCAACGCCACCAUAGUCGCAGUCCAACCUCUACGGAGGAGUUGCGACCACGGUGGCUUUCUAUGGUUGGCCUUCUGGGCGGAGUGGAUGCUCUGCCAAAAGCCCUUUCCAUGUUCUUCAGCUCGAGGUGUUGUGGUGGAUGACAUAUCUCCUCUGAUCGUUUAUAUGAUAUCCUUUCCUCUGUUCUGGCCCGUGACUUUGACUUUAGAGGUCUAAAGCUUCCUUCCUUAUUUUUUACUAUAUCAUCCGAUUAGGACUUUUUAUCGCCAUGGAUCGACAUUACUUAAUUUGUGCUCGUUCGUUGGAAGGAUGCUUUCGUUUUCUGAGGGUUUCUUGGUCUUUGUUACUUUGUUACUUUGUUUUUUCCUCUUGAUGGCCUCAAACGGUUGUAACUCUACUCACUCAUAGUACGACAAGUCUUACUAACCAACCUCAUGUUUAACAUGUAGACAAAAGAAGAGAGAUGUACUUUAAUUACCACAAUG
This is a messenger RNA of Marchantia polymorpha subsp. ruderalis, 1414 nucleotides long. The record is from the annotation of a GenBank genome assembly. Lineage: Eukaryota; Viridiplantae; Streptophyta; Marchantiopsida; Marchantiales; Marchantiaceae.